AUGGAGGCAUUAAAAUCGCUUACGAGCUUCACCGACAGGUUUUACGAACAAAUAUUAAAUGAAAGUCAUGGUCAGUGGGAAAAUACUUUUCUCUCCCCUUUCAAUAUCUAUACUGCCCUCGGAAUGGUUCUUUCUGGCAGCGAAAACAAUACGAAAGCCGAGAUGAUAAGAGCGAUGCAAUUGUCUGAUUGUUUAGAACACGAUCAAGUUCAUUGUGAAAUUGCUCAACUUCUGAAUGAUUGUUCGAAACCUAGUAAAGGUGUUGAGAUAAUCCUUGCUAAUAGAUUGUUCGUUGCACAAAAUGUGAGUAUCCAAGAGCAGUUCAAAGCUAAUCUGAAGACAAACUACAAUGCUCCAACAGAACAUGUGGCAUUUGAGACUGACAUAGAAGGUUCUCGAAACCGGAUAAACCAGUGGGUCAGUGAACAAACUAAAGGACAAAUUCAAGAACUCAUUUCACCCGGUUCAUUAACAAACGACACUUCUGCUGUAGUAACAGCUACUACAUACUUCAAAGGUAUGUGGGAUUUGUCUUUCCCUGAGGAUAACUCACACACUAGCGAGUUUUAUGAACUAAACGGAUCAAAAAUGAGUGUGGAGUUGAUGCAUAACGAAUCGUAUUUCAAUAUGGCCAGUUUACCCCACUUAAAGUCACGAGCUGUUAAAAUACCAUUUAAAAACCCGAAGUUUACGUUAUUAGUUGUUCUUCCAGAUGUAAAUAACGGAUUGCCAGAUUUGUUGGAUUCGAUGUAUAAACAUGGUGGUAUUUCUUCAAUACUAUCCAGUAGUUUUCAAAAUACGAAAUUGCAGUUGUAUUUGCCUAAAUUUAAAUUGAGAGAAGGCCGUGCCUUAAAACUGAAAGAUCAUCUACGGAAAUUGGGAAUAAACGAUGCAUUCUGUCCUUUAUCAGCUGACUUUUCAAAUGUUUCUAACUCAUAUCGAAUGUUUAUAUCAGAUGUGAUGCAUAAAGCUAUUUUUGAGGUAGAUGAGAAAGGUGCAGUGGCGGCUGCAGCUACAGCAACACAAAUGAUUAAAUGCACAGCUUUGAUAUUUCACAAACCUGUACCGGAAUUUCGUGUUAAUCAUCCAUUCUUCAUUUCAAUAAUUUGGAAUGAUUCUUUACCAAUAUUUCUUGGACAUGUUACAUCACCAUUGAAUCAUUGA
This is a messenger RNA of Schistosoma rodhaini, 1164 nucleotides long. NCBI's taxonomy places the organism in Eukaryota, Metazoa, Platyhelminthes, Trematoda, Strigeidida, Schistosomatidae. The record is from the annotation of a GenBank genome assembly.